CGGCCGGGCCCAGUCCUGAUAGGCGUAGUGGCGCACUCCUACACUGACGAAAACUCCUCCCUCGCCUCCUUAGCUCGGUGUCUGCACGCUUUUCCCCAGCACGCGCGGGAUAACUACAACGGAGUCUUCCAGUAUACACUUACUGGCAUCACGCCCCCUACUGUGCUGUAUGCAGUGGCAUGCCCGCUCUCCCCCUACUGUGACGUGGUGUAUCAGAUGACGAUGAUGGUCCCAAGUCCUGACGUGGAGGUCCAGCUGGCGCAGUGGGACGAUACAUGGCGAUACAUGCGGUGGCUCAACGCCACGCAAGACGUGCGAUACUCCAGACAUAGCGAUACUUACUACGGCUUAUUGUGAUACUCAUUACGGUGAUACUUACUACGGCUGGUGGUGAUAUAUUACUUACUACGGCUUGUGGAGAUACUUACUACGGCUAGUGGUGAUACUACGGCUAGGGGUGAUACCUACAACGGCUAGUGAUGAUACCUAUAACGUUUCAACAGUUUUUCAAGUUUUCUAAAAACUUCCUUUUCAAUUACA
This is a messenger RNA of Hyalella azteca, 540 nucleotides long. RefSeq lists its product as uncharacterized. The record is from RefSeq and is a predicted model, not a curated record. The transcript has 3 exons. The annotation marks the transcript as partial. NCBI's taxonomy places the organism in Eukaryota, Metazoa, Arthropoda, Malacostraca, Amphipoda, Hyalellidae.